AUGGCACCAAAGGCAGAGAAAAAGCCAGGGGAGAAGAAGCCCGCAGAGGAGAAGAAAUCAACUGUGGCAGACAAAGCUCCGGCGGAGAAGAAGCUGAAGGCUGGAAAGAAGCUUCCGAAGGAGGGAGGAGUCAGCGCUGAGAAGAAGAAGAAAAGAAGCAAGAAGAGCGUUGAGACUUACAAGAUCUACAUCUUCAAGGUUUUGAAACAGGUUCACCCUGACAUUGGUAUCUCCAGCAAGGCUAUGGGCAUCAUGAACAGCUUCAUCAAUGACAUAUUCGAGAAGCUUGCCCAGGAAUCUUCUAGACUUGCCCGUUACAACAAGAAACCCACCAUCACUUCGAGGGAAAUUCAGACCGCGGUGAGGCUUGUGCUGCCGGGAGAAUUGGCCAAACAUGCAGUCUCAGAGGGCACCAAGGCUGUUACCAAGUUCACAAGCUCUUGA
Molecule: messenger RNA, 444 nt
Organism: Sphenostylis stenocarpa
Lineage: Eukaryota; Viridiplantae; Streptophyta; Magnoliopsida; Fabales; Fabaceae
Source: the annotation of a GenBank genome assembly